AUCGAUUAUAAUUGCAAACCAAUGUGUGUAUUGUUGUUGUUAUCAAUGUAUUUGUUAGCCAUAAGUAAAAGUGAUUAUAAUUAACACAAUAAACACUAAAAUAGCAAAAACACCGAUUAGUUAAUCAUAUUUUAAGGUCACUAUCGGUAUAAAGUUUUGUCUGUCUGUGUGUUUGCCGUCAACUGCAGUCCCCAUCCCUUCGCCAUCGACCGCAAUAAUGGCCAUCAAUGCGGCCAAACAGCUGUUGGACGAACUGAUGGGUCGCGAACGCAACUUAGCCGCCGAYGACAAGACAUCGUCAUUGAACUGGAAUGACCAGCAGGUGUGCCGUCACUUUCUGGUCAAAUUCUGUCCAAACGGUUUGUUUACCAAUACCCGGGCCGAUAUCGGUCCCUGUCCACUGGUCCAUGAUGAUUUUCUCAAACGGGAAUACGACAAGAAGGCCCGACGAAAGGAUAAGAUGAUCUUCGAGGACGAGUUCAUCCGUUUUUGUCAGUCGCAGCUCAACGAAGUCGAGAGAAAGAUCAAGAGAGCCAAACAACGGCUAGAGAUGAGCCAACUCGAGAGAAACUCCGGCCUAAAUGCUACCACUGCUGUACUCAGUGAGGAAAGUCAGGAGAAGAUGAAAGUGUUGACCGAACGAAUCGAUACACUACUGGAACAGAUCGAGAAGUUGGGCUGCGAAGGAAAGGUUGAAGAGGCUCAGGGUAUCAUGAAAUUGGUGGACCAGUUGAAGGAAGAAAAGUCGGGAAUCAAGAGGGAAGCCAUGCCUAAUAACCAUUGGAUUCAACAGAAAGCGGAGAUCGGCGCUCAACAGGAGAAACAGAUGGAGGUGUGUGACGUUUGCGGUGCCUUUCUUAUUGUCAACGAUGUUCAACAGCGAGUGGAUGACCAUCUGAUGGGCAAACAGCAUAUGGGCUACGGCCUGCUCAAGACAGCUUUGGAUGAAAUACUGGAACGUCGGCGCCAGGAAAGGGAUCGCGAGAAACAGGAGGCUGAAAACGAAGCGGCAGCCAGAGAGCGGGCCCGCGAUGAACGACGACAACGAGACCGAUCGCCGCGCGACAACAGAGAUCGGGACCGAGACAGAGAGCGCGAUCGUGACCGGGAUCGGGAUAGAGAGCGACGUCGCGAUAGUGAGCCAGACAGACAACGUGAUCGCGAUUCACGGCGACAYUCGGAACGAUCCGACAGGAAUGAGAGGUCAGACUCGAACAGAAAUGAACGCUCGGAUAGAAACGGCAGGUCUGAUCGCAGUGAACGUUCCCAUAGGGACAGACAUUCGGAUAGGGAUAAGGAUAGACAUCGUCGACGAUCACGAUCGCCGCGAAACACAGCAGACAUUGACCGCGAACACCAUCGGUCGUCAUCAGACAGCAAACGAUCUACCAAAGAGUCGGGCAGUAGUCCAGUGGCGGCCAAAUAGUUGCGCACCGUUUUCCGCAAAUCAUGAGAGUAAGAGAUAAUCCCAAAUCAGAGAGAUGAGCUCUGGAGAGAUGAGAGUGUGUUAACCGACACUUAACAACUGUCGGGACAACACUUUACUGACCAGUGGACAGACACACACACACUAUGAAGACAACAAGUAAUUUUGAAAUCUCUAACCGAAAACUGCAUUUAAACAAAAAAAAGUGCAAACUUUUUCAAUAGGUUAUUAUGAAAUUUAUUGGACGACUACCCGUAAUCAAAACAAACAAAAAAUCAUUUAAAAACUAAUUGGCUCUACAAUUGUUAGCGACUCUAUAUAUAUAUACAGAUUUAUGAAAUGUAAAUUACCUUUAAUUAUACACAAAAAUAAUAAUUUUAAAUUAAUACGAUUCCUAUGGUAAUCAUUAAUAUUAAUAAUCAAUGAAUUAAACAAAAUUAGACAUAAAAUUGGGACAAAAGAAAUACUACUCAACACUCCAUAUAAAAAAAUCAUUGGACGAUAUAAGAGUUAAGUCAUUAUUAAAAACUUAUUUUUUUUUUGGUUUGAGACCCGUAUUAUUGUACAAAUAGUAGUGUUUUUAUUUUAUUUUACAAAAUACAUCUAUUUUUUGUUUCGUUUAAAUUUAAAU
Messenger RNA from Oppia nitens, 2057 nucleotides. Its product is annotated as luc7-like protein 3. Gene Ontology annotation, biological process: mRNA splice site recognition. The coding region runs from base 218 to 1426 and encodes 402 amino acids. Lineage: Eukaryota; Metazoa; Arthropoda; Arachnida; Sarcoptiformes; Oppiidae. Gene Ontology annotation, molecular function: mRNA binding. Gene Ontology annotation, cellular component: U2-type prespliceosome; U1 snRNP. The record is from RefSeq and is a predicted model, not a curated record. The transcript is spliced from 4 exons.